This is a messenger RNA of Gaeumannomyces tritici R3-111a-1, 4041 nucleotides long. RefSeq lists its product as hypothetical. The record is from RefSeq and is a predicted model, not a curated record. The coding region runs from base 1558 to 3747 and encodes 729 amino acids. The transcript has 2 exons. Lineage: Eukaryota; Fungi; Ascomycota; Sordariomycetes; Magnaporthales; Magnaporthaceae.
CGUUGUGGCAACCUCUAGGCUGCUUCCCAGGUAGGCAGCCUGUUUGACCAGCCUCCCCAGCUGAAUGCAUAGACCGGCCAAGCGAUACCCACCUCAUCGCAGCCGCAUUUACCCUGAUACAUAAGGCUCGCUGGUCUCCGAGAGAGGUUCGCACCCCGCCGGGAUAAAUAAAAGUUUGUCCUGUCCUGGUUUGGUUUAUCUGCCCGUGCUUACCUGCGGGGGCGCGGCAUCCUUCUCGAGCCUUGUCUGGUACCACUCUGCCGGUCUUGGGGAGGAGUAUACGGGCAGCCGCUAUUGGUACCGUCUCUAUCAAUCUCUCACGCAACCUUUUCGUCACCUCGGCCCUCCCAGAUGGAUGUGAAAUAGUUCAGGCACCCCUGGCAUGAUCCACGCAGGUUGCAAGACUGCUUCGCCCAUCGAGCGCCUUAUACCCGCUGCGUGCGUACUUAUAUGCCGGUUGUGUCCACUCUUUGCUGCCUCGAUACGCAGCCGAGGGCAACUCGCAUGGCUGGCUUGCAUAUAUUACAACAUACACCCACCAAACACGCCCACCCGCACCUCGACAGCAUCCACACCCACUCCCUCUAAAUAGGUCGUCCCCGCCCGCACCUCAUACACCAACACGACGCACGUAGCUGCUAGUCGCGAUCUUGGUUCCCUGCCGGAGAACCCUCAACCAGUGCGGACUGGCUGACGUUGUUCGCCAAAGUCAGCCCGGUCCGAGAUCGCAUUCGAGGACCGACGCGUGGAGAAAAGCAAGGAGGAAAGAUCGAAAAGGAAAGAAAGAACAGGAAGAAAAAGAGAAAAAAAAAAAAAGCAAUUACAGCCCGAAAAAAAAAUUCACCACACAAACACGAGAACUCGACAGCGAACAUCCGCAGCAGGCGCCACUCACACACCGGUUUGUCUGCUUGCCCUUACCGAUCUUGGCCUACCGAUAUUGGCUUUGCCUUUCGCGCUUCUUUUUGGAUUUGGUUUCUUGCCGAUUCUACAUCAAAACUUUCUCAUCUGUCUCUUAGUCCGCCUCCCUGGACUCCUCGACCACCAUUUUGGUCUCGCCAAUGGCCGCACAACCGCAGGCGAGCGAGACCAACUGCAACUAAUAUCGGAACCGCUGCCGUCACCCGCAUCAAUACUUCCUUAGCCAAGACCUGGUGCGACCCAAAGGUGUGGGUUUUUGGAGGAGCAAAGACUGGCGCCAGAGACAACAAACCUUUCCCGCGUCGCGCCACCAGUGACCCUCUGUACAAGCCCCGGGUCUCACUCAUAUGCGGCUGGCCGUGUCACCAUUCAUACCUGUCCCAGAGACGGAGGCCUGAUUGCCCUCGCCCUCGCUCCUCAAGGGGCCAACUGCGCACAGGGCUCGGAGCCACACCUCGACUCGACAGCCCCUCAGAAGCUGCCUGGCCGUCCCGAUCAGAGACAGACGGCGACCACUGUCUGUCAGGUGGGAAACCCUAGCCGUCGCCAUACAUUUCUCACAGGCCCCCGUCCGCUGCAGAUCCCUCGGGCCUCAUAACCGAGUUCCCUCUCGUCUUCGGCGUCCCCACCUCCCUCAUGUCUGCAGCCGUCGAAGCCUCUCAUCGAAGUCAUUUCUUGCCUCCGCUGGACACAAUGGCGAGGCCAGGAAGCGGGUGGGGUCACGAUCCAUACGCCCCGCGGCACGGCGGCUACCUCCAGGACCAGCAAUACUCGCAGGCGCCCCAGCCCCCGUGUGAACGACUCCCGGGCCCCUCGAGCCUGCUCUCGUCCCAGUCCCAUGCCGCAGCCUCGCCUCCGCCACAGGCGCCCACACCCGCCCAUCAGUACCCAACCUCACCGUCUGUCCGGGAUGCGCACUACAGUAGCAACCACCGACCAGCCUGCUAUACCGCCGACUACGCGACCCCGUCCCCAAUCACCCAAACACCACCUCUCCUUCCCGGCCCGGCCCCAGAGCAGCCGUCGCACUACUACCCUGUAGGGCCGCGACGACAUCCAGACGCCCGCCUCUCACCGACGCAAUCAUCGGCCACCAGCGACAGGUCCGACGAUGUAGUGGCGCCAGACGGGUCCAGGGGUCAUGGCAGCCACUUUUUUCACCCGUCAAGAGGGCCGGCAGCCUUUCAACAAGCGCCACCAGUGGUGCCCAACCCGGGGCACCAUAUGCAUCAACCCAGCAGGUCACAUCCGCAACAGGAAGAUAAUCGUCAUGCCGCUGCUGUCGGCGGCCUGAUGGGGAAGCUUGUGCCACGGUCGUACUCUGCUAACGGACGACAAACACGUUCCAACGCUCCUCUUACCCCUACCAUGAUCCACCAGCAGCCACCUCCGCCGCCUCCGCCUCCGCCUCCGCCAUCGGCACCUCACCUGAUCAAAACACAGCUCCCUCCCCAUCAGCAACAGCCUCCGCACCCCGCAGAACGACAGCCGAUUCCGCCUACAUACCACAGCACACCACAGCAGCAAUAUCAGAGCCCACAGUAUCGCCAGAAGUACUCGACGAGCCCGCCACCGAUGCCGAACGGAUACCCAGCCCAGAUGGAGCAGUACCCGCCAAUGCCUCCCCAGCAGCAGCAGCAGCAACAGCAGCAGCAGCAGCAGCAACAACAGCACCAGGACAGCUUGUCUCCACGACAGGAGACGGUUAAGAUGAGCAUACACAGCAUUCUUAGCGGCGGUGGGGAUGCAGGCGGUAGUGGUGCUGCCAGCAGCGCCAGCAGUGUCGCCGAUGGCAGAGUGGUCGGCUCGUCUACUCGCGCGGGGACGGCCAGCAUCGCGUCAUCCCCCUCGACGUCAUCACAGAAAGCACCUACCAUGCCGCCUCGGGUGCCAAUGGCCCCCGAGUGCCGGAUCCAAACACGACCUGUGGGGCCGAUGGGCAUCCUAUCAUCGCCCUCAACAUCGUCACAAAAGGCACCUGUGACUGCGCCUUCGAUCUCGAACCCGCCCGACUGUCCGGUGCAGGCACAACAGCCGGGACUACCCACCGUCGCACCACCGCCCUCGGUAGCCUCCCAGAAGGCCCCCGCCACGGCAUCGCCACCACCGACUCCAUCAGAAUACCGGAUCCAGGUACGGCAACAGCCCGUAGCUGCGCGAUCAUGUGGAUUCGGCGAGCGCGACCGGCGCGUUAUCGACCCGCCGCCCAUCGUGCAGCUAUUCUACAACAACCCAAAGGCGACCCCGGACGACGUCUCGGCGCGCAUCAGGCACCCGUUCAGCGUGGUGCACUGCUCCAUCUGGAACGAGACGGGCGAGCAGGACAACUCGGCCAUGCCCGAGGACUACCGGCAGCAGCGGCGGCUCAUGGGCACGCUCGUGGCGUCGCCGUUUGUGGGCUUCGACGAGAAGGGCGAGGAGGGCUGCUUCUUCUGCUUCCCGGACCUGAGCUGCCGGACCCCGGGCAACUUUAGGCUCAAGUUCUCGCUCGUCGUCAUCUCGCCCCGCAGCAUGCAGCUCGGCAGCAGGGCGCCCAUCCUCGGCACCGCCAUGAGCGAGGUCUUCACCGUGUACAACGCCAAGGACUUCCCCGGCAUGCAGGCCAGCACGCCCCUGACAAAGAGGCUCAAGGAGCAGGGCUGCCUCAUCAGCAUCAAGAAGGGCAACGACAAGGCGGGCGGCGGCGGCGGCGGCAUGCGUGACCGGGACAACAGUGAUGACGACGACGAUGACGAUGCCGGUGGGGGCGGCGGAGGAGGAGCCGGCGCUGGUGGUGCUGGGCCCGGUCCUGGUGCCGGAAGGAGGAAGCGGCCGCGGAACAAGUGACGGCUUGAUGACAUAAAACCGGUCUUGGAGAGGGUGUUUUUUUUUGGGAGUCUGGGGGGUGUGCGGCCGGCGUCAUCUGUCUAUUCCUUUCCUUGUUUUUUUCCCCCCUGGAUGCGAAGCCUUUGUUUGCUCCUCUUUCGGACUGCUUUCUUGCUUUCUUCGCCUUCUCCUGGUAGGAGCGGCUUCUACGACAUGGCAAGCGAAAAGAUUUUUGUUUCCUUUCCAAGAUACCUUUUAGAUGUCCCAUCUAUUUCUCAACACGAUGAUUUUCUUGUUCGACAUCUAUGCAUCGUC